AUGCCACAGGAAAUUAUUGCUAGGCAAAGGGAAUAUUUGGCUGGACAAAUAGGCAAUGGUGUCACAGGUAAUCUAGCAUCAUUUAAAGCUAAUGGUGCUUCAACAGAAAAAGGCGUGGGUUUGCUACGUGGUCCUGAUGGUCAACUUCCACAGCAGUUGAGGAAUAUAGAGCCUCGACUUAUUGAGCAGAUUAGUAAUGAGAUAAUUGACUCUAAUACCAAUGUUCACUGGGAUGAUAUCGCUGGAUUGCAUCAUGCGAAAAAAUGUGUAAAUGAGAUGGUGAUAUGGCCUUUGUUACGCCCUGAUAUUUUCAAAGGCUGUCGUUCUCAAGGAAGAGGACUUCUUUUAUUUGGUCCCCCGGGAACAGGUAAAACAAUGAUAGGUAAAGCUAUUGCUGGAGAGUCUAAAGCAACAUUUUUCUACAUAUCUGCGAGUUCAGUAACAAGCAUGUGGGUGGGAGAGGGUGAAAAGCUAGUUCGGGCUCUUUUUGGAGUUGCCAGAUGUCAUCAGCCAGCAGUAAUAUUUGUGGAUGAAAUUGAUUCUCUGUUGUCCAAGCAUGAGUCAACCAGGCGAAUUAAGACACAGUUUCUUAUUGAAAUGGAAAGAUUCGGUGGAAGUGAACAAAUUCUACUCAUAGGAGCAACAAAUAGACCACAAGAUUUAGAUGAAGCAGCUAGGAGGCGAUUGACCAAGAGAUUUUAUAUUACACUCCCUUCAGCAGAAGCAAGAGCCUGGAUAAUCCGUACUCUUUUGAACAAGGAUGGACUUUUUAAACUCUCAAAGAAGGAUAUUGAUACCAUAUGCAAAUUAACAGAUGGGUAUUCAGGAUCUGAUAUGACAAAUUUAGUCAAAGAUGCUUCCAUGGGUCCAAUCAGAGAGGUUUUGAAACAAGGGGGCGAGAUUACUAAUCUUAAAAUGGAGGAUAUGAGAUCAGUUACUCUAAAGGACUUUAAGGAUGCACUAAAGGAGGUGAGACCUUCUGUUUCUUGGAACGAACUUCGAAUAUAUGAAGAGUGGAACAACCAAUUUGGAAGUUUAUCGACAUCAACCAUCUAGCUUUUUUCAAGUAAAUUUAGUUCAUUAAUAAGUUGAUGAUGGACAGAUAUGAAACUUUGUUUUUGUGCUCUUGGUUUUGGAACUUGAUUUUUUUUUUCGAAAAUGCUCAAUGACAAUCAAACAAAUCAU
This is a messenger RNA of Lactuca sativa (garden lettuce), 1185 nucleotides long. Its product is annotated as ATPase family AAA domain-containing protein FIGL1. The record is from RefSeq and is a predicted model, not a curated record. Lineage: Eukaryota; Viridiplantae; Streptophyta; Magnoliopsida; Asterales; Asteraceae. Gene Ontology annotation, molecular function: ATP binding; ATP hydrolysis activity.